This is a messenger RNA of Sinocyclocheilus rhinocerous, 1948 nucleotides long. RefSeq names its product abscission/NoCut checkpoint regulator-like. NCBI's taxonomy places the organism in Eukaryota, Metazoa, Chordata, Actinopteri, Cypriniformes, Cyprinidae. The record is from RefSeq and is a predicted model, not a curated record. The coding region runs from base 128 to 1258 and encodes 376 amino acids. Gene Ontology annotation, biological process: abscission; mitotic cytokinesis checkpoint signaling. The transcript has 10 exons. Gene Ontology annotation, molecular function: phosphatidylinositol-3-phosphate binding; metal ion binding. Gene Ontology annotation, cellular component: cleavage furrow; centrosome; midbody.
AUUCAAGAGAAGCGUCGUUGAUAAAGUGCAUCUGAAAUGGUAACUCACACUAAAUGUAUGUGUUUAAUUACAAUCUUGAGCGUUUAAAGUCUCACACUGGCAACGUGUUUGCCUGAAGAAUCUCAAUAUGGAUAAUCGCUGUUGCGGCUGUGCAUCAAAGUUCACUCUCUUCAGAAAAGAGUUGGGUUGUAAAAACUGUGGCCAUGCUUUCUGCUCUGGGUGUCUGGCAUUCAAUGCUGUGGUGCCAAAAUAUGGAAACAGCCAGCAGAAAGUCUGCAAACAGUGUUAUGGAAACUUAACAAGCUCGGGCAACCUGACUGAUGCUGGCAGAUGGUCCCCACCUGAAAACUACAAAAAGCGAGUUGCUGCUCUUGAAGCCAAACAAGCUCCGCAGAAUCAGCCUUCCAGACCUGCGGGUGCAAAAAGCAGCUCUGUGAGUCUGAUUUCAGCCAGAGGACUCAGUAAAGAGGACCAGAUCAUCGCAGAACGACUCAACAAGCUGAAAGAGGAAACCAAGCCAAAGUCCAUACCAUCAGAGAAGGAGCUGGAGUCUCGUCUCGCUGCGUUAAGAGCCCCGCUUCAGCCCUUCGUGCCGUCUGCUAAAGACAUGGAGGAGCGUCUGGCUGCCCUACAGGGACGACCGUCGCCCUCUCAAGCCCCACGGCCUGUUCAUCAGCCGCCAGACAGCAGGACUCAGACAGAACAGACCAAUGAUUUGAUCGCCCAGAUGACAGAAGAAGUUGCUAUUGAUAACCAGCAUCCAUCGUCAGAGGGUACUUUCACCAUUUCUAAUUUGUUUCUGUGUGUUUGUUCAGUCAGACUGUCAGAUUUCCAGCAGCCUGACAGUGAUGAGGAGACGGAGGAAGCGGCCAUCAACAGGGUGAUGAAGCGGUUAUCAGAGGAAGCAGCUCUAGAUGAGGCCAGCGGCUACAACAUCCCACCAGAGCUCAGCGGCCCGAUGAACAGAGAGAAGGACACGUCCAGCAGGAACCCGCUCUCAGUGCUGCAGUCUAAAUCAAAGCCGGCCGCUGCUGCCUCACAGAUCCAGCGUGUAAAAGAUGAUGACCGUGAUGAGGAUGAUGAUGAAGAGCUGCCGUGGUGCUGCAUCUGUAAUCAGGAUGCCACCAUUCGCUGCCACACGUGUGAGCGAGAUCUGUACUGCGCCCGCUGCUUUAGGGAAGGUCACGACAAAUAUGACAGAAAAGAGCAUCGCACUUCCUCAUAUACGGCCCCUAAGAAAGGCAAGAAGAAACCCUGAAACCUCCAUGAGCAGCCGUAUGAUUUAGGUGAUUAACUUAUUUAAUUGUAGCCAACAGAAAAUAAUAAUGUCGCUUAAAUAUGCUUCUGACAACACAAAGCAGCCUUAGACUCAGGAUUGUUCAAAGUCUGAAAAUGAUGUUGUUAUCAUCGUUGGUGGAAUUAAUAGACUCUUAGAAGCUGUAAUAUGACCAUCUGUAAAUAUAAAACUGGACUUUAAUAAAAGACUUGCAGGUCAUGUGCACUAGAGAACUAGUUCUUUACGUCGCGUCUUCUCUUUGCUGGCAUUUCCAUGUUGUCAUGAAUAAUUCAAAGGCCAGUAUUGAGGGUAAGCAGAGCGCUGUCAGAGACGAAUGACAGGAAGUCCAGUGCAUUAGUGUUCCAGAGCCAUACUGACAUUUAAGACGCUACAUGACUUCACUGGCUUGUACUGUACUGUUAUCUGUUGGCAUCAGCAUUGGCAGAGAUAACAAAAAGACAAAAUCAAAAAUAAAUGGAAAACAUUGAAUGUGCUAAGUGUUUUAUGUGUGUGUAAGAUGUGAAUUGUACACUGCGUUAGUCAAAGCACAUAUCAGCACAUCAGCUGGUUUACUGUGUUAUCACUUUAUGACCUCGUGUGUGAGUGAGUGAGUGAGUGAGUAUGUGAGUGAGUGAAUGAGUGUGAGUGUGUGUGAGAGAGAGAGUGAGUUAG